CUUCCUUGUCCAUGUUGUGCAAUGCUGAUGUUCUCCAUUUGAAAGAGGAAAGAAAACUAGAAUGCAUUCUGGUAGGAAAUGAUUGUUUUUAAUCUCUUACACUUGAGGCUGCCGCUGAUUUUUCAAGCACUGUGCAAAUGGUUCUUGGAACAAUGGUAUCCUUGUCAGUGCAUGCCCUUAUACCUGUCAGCGUUUUGCUAUGGGUUGUGACCCCGUCUGUCUCAGACAAAUGUGAUGGCCACACGGGUUUCCCUGGUCUGCCUGGAAUCCCAGGAACUCCUGGUGCUAAUGGAAAUAAUGGACCAAAGGGGGAAAAAGGAGACCCUGGUGAAGACACACACCCGGUAAAGGGAGCCAAGGGUGAAAUGGGCUUUCCCGGACGCCCCGGCAGACCGGGCCUCAUGGGGGAUGUAGGGGGAUUUGGUUUACCAGGUCCAAAGGGUCCAAAGGGCUCAAGGGGGCCUUUUAAGAUGGUCUCAGAAGUUAAUCCUGUUUUUUUCUCUAAUAAAAGAAGACAACAAUCCAGAACAUCUGUACACCAAAAUAGAAUCGUUGAUUUUGAAGACUCGGUGUCUCCUGAGAAGGCUGGUAUUGGUCUGAGCAAUGGUGUUUUCACAGCCACACAGUCAGGUGUUUAUUACUUUGUGUACCAUGUGUCUGCGAAGCAGACUGCUUGCCUGUGUAUGAAGCAGCAGGACAAAGUGGUGUUGAAUUUAUGUGAUUUUUCUGAAGGAGUACUGCUGACCUCUGGGUCUGUGGUCCUGGAGCUGAGGCAAGAGGACACUGUGGCUGUGUAUGUGUGCACGAAAAUGAGUCAGAUCCUCUCUACAGAUACUGAUAGCAUAUUCACCGGCUUCCUGCUAUUUUAAUUAAUCUCUCUUAUGACAAUUCAGUGAUGCUUUCUGGGUUCUCUUUGCUUUUUUUCCCAGUACUUUCCAGUAUCUCAUAAAAAACUUUUUUCAUUGAACAAAUGGAAUAUAAGUGUUGCAAAUAAAUCUGUGUAAUCAUU
Molecule: messenger RNA, 1009 nt
Organism: Hemibagrus wyckioides
Lineage: Eukaryota; Metazoa; Chordata; Actinopteri; Siluriformes; Bagridae
Gene: c1qb
Product: complement component 1, q subcomponent, B chain
Exons: 3
Coding region: 138-869 (243 amino acids)
Molecular function (GO): protein binding
Source: RefSeq, a predicted model, not a curated record